CUUGGCCCGUCCCAGCCGGAGUGCCUGCGUCCCCUGGGUCUCCCCGCCCUCAGCUGGCGGCUGGCUCGGUGGAUCCUCCCCUGAUCCUUCCUCCCAGCUUCGUAGGACGUUUUCUGGUUCCUUGCCACAUGCUGCUCAAGGGAAGCCUUAUCUCCAUGCCCAUCACCCUCUGUGGGGCUUUACAGAAGUGGGAGCCAAGUGGCCUGCUUCCUCUGUCUGCUUCAGACCCUCCAUCAGAUUGCCCUGAUGUUCCCAGCUCACUCUGCCCCCAGGAAAGCCCUUUAGUGAGCAAGGAGAAGCAACAGGCAUGAAGAGUCUGAUUGCCAAAAGACCCCAGAAACAGAUGCAGCCAAAGAUGAAUUUGGGGAAAGUCCCUUAGCCAUGGAAAUCCAAGCCCUCCCGGAGGUGACGGCAGUGCCCAAGGACCCCCGCUCCUGCAUCAGGCUGCUCAAGGCGGACCGAGAACGGCUGGUCACCCACAUCCGCAAUGUCCAGUGUCUGAUUGACAACCUGCUUGUCAAUGAGUACUUCUCUGUGGAAGAUGCAGAGAUUGUGGGUGCCUGCCCCACUCUGCCGGACAAGGUCCGUAAGAUGCUGGACUUGGUUCAGAGCAAAGGGGAGGAAGUGUGCGAGUAUCUCAUCUCUGUGCUGCAGCAGAUCCCAGACGCAUUCAUCGAUCUGCAGCCAUGGCUGGAAGAGAUCCGCUUCUCGCCCUCAGAGCUUGUGAGGGGCAGAAUAAUUGUGAACACUGACCCUGUAAGCAGGUACACCCAGAAGCUGCGCUCAGAGUGGGGCCGGGAUUCCAAGUUCCUCACCUCCUACAGUCAGAAGGAGGAGAUGCUGCUGGCGGACACAUACACUGAGAACGUUAUGGAGCUGCUGGACUUUCGCAACGAGAGCCUGGGCACCGUGAGCAGCCUGGGCUCCCUACUGGACGACCCCGCGGGAGUCAUCAACCAGGAGGGAGAGACGGUCUUCAUCUUUGGCGAUGCGGGCGUGGGCAAGUCAGUGCUGCUGCAGAAGAUGCAGAGCCUGUGGGCGCGGGAGGAGCUGGGCUCGGAGGCCAAGUUCUUCUUCCCCUUCCGCUGCCGCACCUUCAGUUGCUUCCCCCCGAGCGCGGCCCUCAGCCUCCGGGACCUGCUCUUCACGCACAGCUGCUGCCCGGAGCUGGAUCCUGACGCCGUGUUCGCCUUCCUCUUGCGCUUCCCUCAGUCCGUCCUCUUUACCUUUGAUGGCUUUGACGAACUGCAUUCGGACUUUGACCUGAGCCAGGUGCCCGACGCCGCCUCCCCGCUGCAGCCCGCCCACCCCCUGGCCCUGCUGGCCAGCCUGCUCCGGGGCAAGCUGCUUCCGGGCGCGGGGAAGGUGCUGACCUCCCGCACCGGCGUCGAAGUCCCUCGUGCCCUCAUCCGGAAGAAGGUGCAACUGCGGGGCUUCUCCCCCAGCCACCUGCGGGCUUACACCUGUAAGUUCUUCCCGGACCGGGCUCUGCAGGUGCGAGUUCUUAACCAGCUGGACGCAAGCCCCCACCUGUGCACCCUGUGUUCGGUGCCCUUAUUCUGCUGGAUCAUCUUCAAGUGCUUCCAGCACUUCGACGCCACCCACGAGGGCGCCCAUCAUCUGCCCGACCAAACGCUGACUCUCACAGACAUCUUCCUGCUCAUGGCGGAGGCCCACCUGAACCGAGCCCUGCCCACCAGCCUCCUGCAGCGGAACAUGCGGAGCCAGGUGGAGACCUUCCGCUCGGGCCGGGAGACUCUGUGUGCCCUGGGCCGGCUUGCCUACUGGGGCAUGUUGAAGAGUCUCUUUGUCUUCAGCCAGGAGGAGGUGGAGGCCUCCGACGUGCAGGAGGGGGACCUCCAGCUGGGCUUUGUCCGGGCGGUGCCGGAGCCCGGGCCCGUGGGAGACCAGCCGGCCUAUGAGUUCUUCCACAUCACUCUCCAGUCCUUUUUCACGGCCCUCUUCCUCAUCGCUGACGACAAGGUGAACACGAGGGAGCUCUUGAAGUUCUUUGGUGAGUGGACGCCCAGGGGGCAAAGCGCAGCCUCCAUCCCGCUCCCCUUGCUCAGGUUGAGCUGCCUUGGGGGGAGCAACCUGGACAAGGAGGACCCCUUCCGAAACAAUGACCACUUCCAGUUCACCAACCUCUUCUUGUGCGGGCUGCUGUCCAAGGCCAAGCAGAGGCUCCUUCGGCACCUGGUGCCAGUAGUGGCCCUGCGCAAGAAGCGGAGGGCUCUCUGGAGGCACCUGUUUGCCAGCCUGCGCUCUUACCUGAAGAGUCUGCCCCGCACUCACACGGGGGAGUUCAACCAAGUGCAGGCCAUGCCCACCUUCAUCUGGAUGCUGCGUUGCAUUUACGAGACCCAGAGCCAGAAGGUGGGCCAGCUGGCCGCCAGAGGCAUCUGCGCCAACUACAUCAAGCUCACCUACUGCAACGCCUGCUCUGCUGACUGCAGCGCGCUCUCCUUCGUCCUGAACCACUUCCCCAAGCAGCUGGCGCUCGACUUGGACAACAACAACGUCAAUGACUACGGGGUGAAGGAGCUGCGCCCCUGCUUCAGCCGCCUCACGGUCCUCAGACUCAGUGUGAAUCAGAUCACCGACUCUGGUGUCAAGGUGCUGUAUGAGGAGCUAACGAAAUACAAAAUUUUGACAUUUUUGGGGUUAUACAGUAACCAAAUUACCAACAUUGGAGCCAAAUACGUUGCUAAGAUCCUCGAGGAGUGCACGAAUCUCACGCACUUGAAACUGGGAGCAAACUAUAUAACAAGUGAAGGAGGAAAAUGUCUGGCCUUGGCCAUUAAGAAGAGCAAGUCAAUCCUGGACAUUGGAAUGUGGGGCAAUAAGAUAGGAGAUGAAGGGGCCAAGGCCUUCGCAGAUGCCCUGAGGAAUCACCCCAGCUUAUCCAACUUGAGUCUUGCCUUCAAUGGCAUUUCCACGGAAGGAGGCAAAAGCCUUGCUCAAGCACUCCAGCAAAACAGCUCGGUGAAGAUAGUUUGGUUGACCAAAAACAACCUCGAUGACGAAGUAGCGGAGAGCUUGGCGGAGAUGCUGGAAGUCAAUCAGACGCUGAGAGAUUUGUGGCUCAUUCAGAACCAGAUCACGGCCAAGGGGAUCUCACGCCUGGCGGAUGCUCUCCAGAAGAACUCAACCAUCCUGGAUAUUUGCUUGAAUGGGAACCCCAUCAAGCCCGAAGAGGCCAAAGUUUUUCAGGACGAGAAGCGGUUCCAUUUUUGAGGAGCUGUGUCUCCAUCAGCAUUGCCCCAUGGCAGUCAGUGCCACCAGUGCCACCCAGAAAGAACUGUGCCACGGGAAUCAGUGAUGCAGCAUCGCCCACGUGGGACAGUAGCGCUGGGCCAGCUGUCAGGGUGGAGCCCGCUGUCAAGACUGCAGGAAGAUGGUGGCCCGCAGGCACCAGGCAGACAGUGCUGCCUAAAGUGACACAUUUUGCUUUUCCCCAAAAUGACAGGGGAAACUGACUAGCAUUUUAUUGCAGCGGAAGAAUCCAUUUAUUGGACUUUUUUUGGAGUUGUGUAUAUGCCACCAGAGGCUCUUGUAUAUAGCCAGGAUUUUUUGUACAUAUCCAUUAAUGGUGCUGUGCACACGGUAAGCCCUUCCUCAACAACGAGUGAAUAAAAGAAUUAAUUUUUCUGUGUAACAGAAGGAAGACAAGUUACCAGCAGAGCUGGCCAAGCUUGAUUCACAUGAGUGCCUGAGCCUCCCCUGAGCCCUGAAGGCCACCGGGUGGUGCGGUAGAUGGAGUGCUGGACUUGGAGACAGGAAGACCUGAAUUCAAAUCCUGCCUCAGAUAUUGGCUGAAUGAAACUUGGCAAGCCUCUUAACCUCUCUGGGCCUCCGUUUCCUCAUCUGUAAAAUGAGAAUAAUGAUAGAACCUACCUCACAGGGUUGU
This is a messenger RNA of Phascolarctos cinereus (koala), 3910 nucleotides long. It is a transcript of the gene NOD1, whose product is annotated as nucleotide binding oligomerization domain containing 1. Gene Ontology annotation, molecular function: protein binding. Gene Ontology annotation, biological process: regulation of apoptotic process. Lineage: Eukaryota; Metazoa; Chordata; Mammalia; Diprotodontia; Phascolarctidae. The record is from RefSeq and is a predicted model, not a curated record.